AUGGCUGACCCCAUAAUAACGUACCAGAAUUAUGGCGUACCAUCACACAUAGUGAACUUAGAAGAUAAACAGAUAGUGUUUCCAGAAGAUGACGAUUCCGAUAUAAUUAUAGUUAACGAAGAUUACAACAGAAAUAGCAUUGAACAGAAUACUGUACAAAAUUUAAAAGAAUUAGAUGACAUUGAAUCGACAACUACAGUCAGGUUUCAUGAAGCACCUGACGCUAAUGAAUACGUCUGGAUGACGACAGAAUGGUCUCCGUGCAACGCGCCAUGUGGUCAAGUCGGCCAUGAAGUCCGAGGGGCUGUCUGUCAGCACAAAACACACAACUCCACCACUACAGUGGAGACAGAAGAGUGCAUCAGUAGGGGUGCCAAGCCUCCGUCUGUAUUGCGCGAGUGCCACACCGGCGAGUGCGCCACCUGGCGCACUGCCCCGUGGUCGCCGGUCCGAUGUCUCGCCAGUGGAGCAGCUGUAUCUAGACGUCGAGUGGAAUGCACCAGCGAGAACGGAACCGUGUUGUCUGACGGCUCCUGUGAUUCCAGCUCUCGACCGGAGAAGAUCAGGCGAGAAGAGACUCGCUGCAAGCCGAGUUGGACUGUCGGCGCUUGGAGUAGGUGCGUGGGCCAGUGCGGCGGCCGGGGCCGGCAGCACCGCCUGCUGCGCUGCGUGUGGGCGGCGGGGGGCGCGCGCGCGCACCGAGCCCGCCAGGCCGGCGCCGGCGCCGCCUGCGAGGGCAUGCGCCGGCCCGCCGUCAGCAGGGCGUGCGCAGUACACACCUGUACAACCAGAGACGGUGUGUGCCGAGACUCGUCGAGGUUUUGCGAGAACGUUCGCGCCAUGAACAUGUGUGCACUACGCCCAUAUAAGGAGCAGUGUUGCAAAACCUGCCAACAUUAA
Molecule: messenger RNA, 900 nt
Organism: Diatraea saccharalis (sugarcane borer)
Lineage: Eukaryota; Metazoa; Arthropoda; Insecta; Lepidoptera; Crambidae
Source: the annotation of a GenBank genome assembly